Molecule: messenger RNA, 402 nt
Organism: Lentinula edodes (shiitake mushroom)
Lineage: Eukaryota; Fungi; Basidiomycota; Agaricomycetes; Agaricales; Omphalotaceae
Exons: 1
Source: RefSeq, a predicted model, not a curated record
AUGAUACCACGGGCAGCAAAAAGGCUAGAGACUACUUCACUGUUGUCCCGCCAAGGUCUUCCUAGACCAGCUAGGCUCUACUCUACUCCUUCUCGAAAGUCUAGCGCGCCUGCAGCAGCCACUCAACAAGUCCCUCAGUCCAGUUAUCCAUCCUUCUUCCCCAGAGCUGGCAAAGAUGCUGUAUCACAUAAUUUUCCUACAGAUAUGGAAAACUUCCUGAAGAAUCCACCACGAUACACUCUUCUCCCUACGCCACUUCCAUCUAUAAGCACCAAUGCUUCCACCAAAAAUUCGACCUGGCUCGUAGACUCAGCAACACAAGACUCGCUAGCUGUCAUAGAUGCCUGUUUAUACCAGUUAUUUGACGUCCCCCGCGCCAAAGGUAUCUUUGACCGGCUAAGA